Molecule: messenger RNA, 848 nt
Organism: Thermothelomyces thermophilus ATCC 42464
Lineage: Eukaryota; Fungi; Ascomycota; Sordariomycetes; Sordariales; Chaetomiaceae
Exons: 2
Coding region: 101-826 (241 amino acids)
Molecular function (GO): protein binding
Source: RefSeq, a predicted model, not a curated record
CCCUCCUAAAUGCACCCAUCAUUCUGUCUGCGAGUCGUUUGAAUCAUCUCGAGCAACGCCAGAUCAACACUCUUUCCCAAGCUUCGAACCUGAGCACACCAUGACUUCUCCCGCUGAUCCCCACAGCAAGUGCUUCUCGCACAUCAACGGCACUAGCGACCAGCUUAGAGAUCGCCUCGCCGUCUCGGAGCUCUGCAAGGGCUGGCCCGUCUACCGUGACGCGUCCGAGUGGAAGAACUACCGCAACCUGUUUACUGAGGAUGCCACAGUCUGGACUACCUGGAGCGGCCCCCGCCAUGUCGACGACUUCAUCGCCAUCUCCAAAGCAGGAAAGGAGAAGGGCGUCUUUAUCAUGCACCGCGAGUGCGGCACGCUGGUCGAGCUCAACAGCUGCAACCGCCGCGCCAUCGGCAAGAUGAAGGCGACCAUCACGCACCGCUUCAAGUUUGACCCGUCAACGGGCGGCCCUGGCGUUUCUCCCGUCACGGAAACUGCCGAGUUCGACGUCGACUGCGACUGUCGCUUCAUCUUCUUCUGCGAGAAGAACCCCGCCACCGAUGAGUGGAAGGCAAAGUACGUCAAGCUGUUCUAUGAGAAGGACAAGGUUGUUCCCGUCGACGGUCGCACUGCUCCCGUCUUUACCAAGGAGGAACUCGACAAAAUUCCCGUCGGUUACAAGUAUCUCGGCGCUGCUCAGGCGCGUAUCGGCUACCAGAUCGACCUGGACCUUCCCACCGCCAGUGGCGAGUUGUUCGGUCGCAUGUACGCGGAGAUGGAGAAGUGGCUGGACGGCAAGCCGGUUGACCUUUUUUGGGAGAGCAAGUGAUGGCGCAGAGUACCUUAUCUUU